Messenger RNA from Dentiscutata erythropus, 378 nucleotides. The record is from the annotation of a GenBank genome assembly. NCBI's taxonomy places the organism in Eukaryota, Fungi, Glomeromycota, Glomeromycetes, Diversisporales, Gigasporaceae.
AUGCCUUUGCAUAAUAACAUUCAUAUGGGUAAAGAAGAUAUCAGACAACUUAUUCGUGAGAUUACAAAUCUUUAUGAGUCUAACCAUCCUAAUAUUAUCAAACCUUUUGGAAUUUUAAGAAAAAUUUUGAAAGAUAAAAGGCAAGAAAUUGUUGACGGCACACCUUCCGCCUAUGUUAAUCUAUUUGUUAAAUGCUGGUCACUUGAUCCUAAUGAACGACCAACUUUGAAUAUAAUUUUUGACGAGCUUGAAAAGCUAUCUGCUGAAAAUAUUGAAUGCAUUACAAAUAGAGUUGAUAUGUGUCAAAAACACGUUUCAUCUUUGUCUGACAAUUUAUCUACGAAUGGAAACGAAAUUUCUGGUGAGCAUAAAUUUUAA